This is a messenger RNA of Emericellopsis atlantica, 462 nucleotides long. RefSeq lists its product as uncharacterized. Bases 1 to 462 code for a protein of 153 amino acids. The record is from RefSeq and is a predicted model, not a curated record. Lineage: Eukaryota; Fungi; Ascomycota; Sordariomycetes; Hypocreales; Bionectriaceae. The transcript is spliced from 3 exons.
AUGAUGCUCCAAACAAGUCUCGCCCUCGCUGCUCUCGCCAGCUUCGUGUGUGCCUCGCCCGCGCCGGCAACUCUCGACAAGCGUGCGAUCAGUUGUGUGAGUGUCGGUACCACGGCCACAGCCCGGUGGACCAACGCUGCUGGCAAGACGUGCACCUUCACAGGCGUCGUGGGCAGCAACUUUGGCGCCAGCCCCUCUGGGAGCGGAGACUACUCGUGCAACGGCCGUUGCGGCGCUGGGUGCAGUGGUACUGCUCUGGGCAACGCCUACACCCUGGACUGCUUCUCCCACGACAUCUGCUCGUACUUCAACAACGCAAGCGGAGGUGCCAGUGACCCCAACUGCGGCGCGGCAUUCAAUGCGGCCAUUGAUGACACUGCUUUCGGCGCUGUUCAAGGAUGUGGCCAGACCAACCCCAACAACGGUGUUUCGAAGCCAAGCAACCAGCCCGUGUGUAUUUAG